AAAAAGAGCAGUCCGCGGAGCAGUCCUCAAGUUCAGAAGUUUAUUUCGCGAGUUAGCAGUUUAAGAGAUAAGUGACACUUCAGGGAAAAAGAAGCAGAGAUGUCUCAGAUAUUGAGGAUUGCUUUAUGUCCAGCUCCAUUUCAAAAACCAAAGAAGAAAGGUGAGAAAAAGAAAGACAAGAAGUUGGCUGGAUCACAGUUCCAGGACAUUCUUCCUAGCUCACUAAUGGUCGACACCACUCGAUCCCAAAGCAUCUCGGGGAGGCCCAGCAGCAUCAGCCCAAGGAGCUCAAUGUCUUCAGGGAGCCCCCAGCAGCCUCUCCGCUCAGCUUACAGCCAUCAUGGAGACAUAAGAGCUGUAGUUGUACCCCAACAAUGCAACAACUGCGGGGCCUCUUCUUCUAGUGGUGCCUGCUGUAGAGGAGUGCCUCCUCCUCCAACUCCUUCUUACGGUGGAAGCGGCUACCAGUCAGAGUAUGGCGGCUAUGGCAGCUAUGCUGGUGGAUUCGAGACACAGAUACUAGCUAGAGCUACCAAGGACCGACCAGCAAACCUGAGGAUGACAGCAGUGAGGGAUUACUCUCCCGGCUGUAACGAGGAGCUUUCUGUCCGCAAGGGACAGCGAGUGCGGGUCAUGUACAGGAACCAUGACUGGGUCUUUGCCGUCACAAAGCAUGGCAGCUCUGGCUUUAUCCCUUUCUCUUACGUGCGUCCUUCUAGGAAGUACAAUGGCUACCAGAGCGAGCCAGAGAUAGCUCGAGUUGACGAGCCAUAUGUCUCUGGAUAUGACACGGAUGCAACCAGCUUUCCCUUUCCACCCCAGCCUCAAUUUAGGCAUCCUUCCCGCCAUGGGCCUGCUCCUUCUCCUCAGUCUUACACCAUCAACACCAGUUGCAGGCGAGUAGGGAGUGGAUCACCAGUACAAGCACAUGUGGAUAGAGUGUUUGAUUCAGGCUACAUGUCAGCAGUCGAAGGAUCAGCUUACUACCACAGUCAAGCAAGAUCGGCUCCUUCAAGGUAUCGACCCACUACUUUAAAACCUUCCGUCGACUCGUUUGGAAAGGAAUUUAUAGAGGAGCUUGUUGUCAUACACGAU
Amphimedon queenslandica is the source of this 1095-nucleotide messenger RNA. RefSeq lists its product as uncharacterized. The record is from RefSeq and is a predicted model, not a curated record. Gene Ontology annotation, molecular function: protein binding. The annotation marks the transcript as partial. The transcript is spliced from 2 exons. Lineage: Eukaryota; Metazoa; Porifera; Demospongiae; Haplosclerida; Niphatidae.